This is a messenger RNA of Canis lupus familiaris (dog), 2614 nucleotides long. RefSeq names its product RAB29, member RAS oncogene family (gene RAB29). Gene Ontology annotation, cellular component: vesicle; Golgi apparatus; trans-Golgi network. Gene Ontology annotation, molecular function: GTP binding; GTPase activity. Gene Ontology annotation, biological process: vesicle-mediated transport. Bases 253 to 864 code for a protein of 203 amino acids. The transcript has 5 exons. NCBI's taxonomy places the organism in Eukaryota, Metazoa, Chordata, Mammalia, Carnivora, Canidae. The record is from RefSeq and is a predicted model, not a curated record.
ACGGGGCGGGGCGGGAGAAGGUGCGCGGAGCCCAGGGGCUCGGAGCUCGCGCCGGGCGCCCCACCCUGGCUGCGGCCGCGCGCGGGGAGGAAGCGCGUAGAGGUUAGAAGCACAGUUUCCCUUUCUGCUUUCCCGUCAGAGCAGCCCCAGCCGGCGGGGGGCUGCAAUGCCCGACUUCGGUUGGUAGGGGCCCGGAGCCGAAGAGGUUAAAACGGGCGGCCGCCGCCUCCCCGCGAGGCCCUCCCGCCAGCCAUGGGCGGCCGCGAUCACCUGUUCAAAGUGCUGGUGGUGGGGGACGCCGCGGUGGGCAAGACGUCGCUCGUGCAGCGGUACUCCCAGGACAGCUUCAGCAAACACUACAAGUCCACGGUGGGAGUGGAUUUUGCUCUGAAGGUUCUCCAGUGGUCUGACUCAGAGAUGGUGCGGCUCCAGCUGUGGGAUAUUGCAGGGCAAGAGCGCUUCACCUCCAUGACACGACUGUACUAUCGGGAUGCCUCGGCCUGCAUUAUUAUGUUUGAUGUUACCAACGCCACAACCUUCAGCAAUAGCCAGAGAUGGAAACAGGACUUGGACAGCAAGCUCACACUGCCUAAUGGAGAGCCUGUGCCCUGCCUGCUCUUGGCCAACAAAUGUGACUUGUCCCCUUGGGCGGUAAGCAGAGACCAAGUUGACCGGUUUAGUAAAGAGAAUGGUUUCACAGGUUGGACAGAAACAUCAGUCAAGGAGAACAAAAAUAUUAAUGAGGCCAUGAGAGUCCUCAUUGAAAAGAUGAUGAGCAAUUCCAGAGAAGAUAUGUCUUUGUCCACCCAAGGGGACUAUAUCAAUCUACAGACCAAGCCCUCCUCCAACUGGGCCUGCUGCUAAUAGAAUCUGGCUGGUAUUCCCUCCCACUUUUAGGAGGUCUUUUCAUCUCUUCCCUUCAGUUGCCCACCCAGCAAUUUUACUAAGUACAUGUGAACUGCCUCCUUCCAGCUGCCCAGUAAGGAGGACCCAUCAUUACUAAGGAAGGACCUGGGACGUGUGUGCAUUUCUGCAGCUCUCACAAGUGGGCUCCUACUUGCUGCCGGCACCUGUGGCUCAGUUAGUACCUUCUUGUAAGAAAGAUCAUCUGAUCCCUCAUUUUGUGAUCUGGGAUUUUGUGGGAAGCAUUAGAAAUCAGCACCUGUGUUUUAUGAAACAUAAUUCCUACCUAUUUCUGUGUUUUUUCUUUUUUUUCCAUUUGAUGUUUGUGGAUAUCUCCAUCUGAUCUGAGUUCAGAUUGGAGGAAAAUGAGAGCAAAGGGCAUCUGCCAAAUUCAUCAUAGGUUAUUGCUUUCAGAUUCUUUCUGUCUUGGACUUUGAAGUUUAAACCUCUGAUUUGGAGAUGCACAAGAAGUAGGGCUGGAUAUCCCUGGGUUUGGGGUCACAGGAGGUAACCCAGAAACCACUGUCUUUUUGAAGCUUCUGAAGUCAUAAUUGGCUUUCUAUUGUCUCAAGAAUAGUCAAGCUUUUAAACUACCUGUUGUUUAAAUGAUAACAUUUCUUUCCCCAAAGAAAAAAUUGUACUAUUAGGGUUUUCUAGUAUCUCCCUACCGGUGGGGUGGGAGCAGGGUUUGUGAGGUUUCUGGGUUGAUGUCUUGACGCAUAGUGGUGCUGGUGACAUCAGUUGGCUGUGAUGCCCUGAAAUAGGUCUGUUCCGUGCAGCUCUGGGAGUCUGAAUGGAAGAGGGAAAGGUUAACAGAACAAAAUCCUGUGGGGCAACUUGCUCCUGAGCACUUUGGGUACCUAGUACUUAAUAGCCAUAGGAACCAAAUUUUAUGUACAGACCUUUGUGUGAAUGGGGAGAGUAAACAGAAAAUCAUUAAGUAAUUUAAGUGCUGAAUUGGGUAGGGUUUUUAGUAUUAAAUCACUUCUGGACAGCUUCAUUUGUUAAAUUCUCACAGGAUGGUGAUUUUUAACCAACCCGAAGUUAUGAAUAGUGUUUGUGAACUCAGAGACCUAGUGUUCUUUGAAAGAUACUUACUUAAAUAAGUGCCCUAAGUCAGUGGUUCCCAAAUCUGACUUAUGAAAACCACCUGGGAAGUUUGUUAAUUUUUUUUUAAAUAAAAUGUUUACACUUUAAGAUUUCUGGGUCCCAAACACAAACCUAUGAAUCAAAAUUUCCAGGGGUGUAGCAUGAGAAUGUGUUGUUGUUUUUCAAAGCUACCCAGGUAAUUUGACUAACCUGAUUUGGAAAGCAUUGCUAGAGAAUUUGGUAAUGAUGCAGAGACCCAGGCAUUCCCUGUGUACAUGAUCCCGGGCUUCCUUAUGCUCUGUUUGCUCUUCCGGAGAUUCUGACUUUGGAAACUACUAUCCUAAGAGAAUGAUCACAGGCCAAAUAUCAGAAAGAGAAUGAGAGCCAGGCCAUCAGUUGUUGGUUGGCUGGUCUGUUUUUAAUAUCAGUUAUUAACAUUUGCACAAUCUUUUAAGACCUUGAAGUUCUCUUUUGUAUUACUCUUUUCAUAUAGGUUUUUAUUACAAUGGUUCUGAAGAUAAGAGUGGGAUAGCAAAUUCCCUCUAUGUGAAAAGAAAAUUGAUUUUUAUUUACUGGUUUAAACCUCUUCAAAGUCACAAAUAAAGGCAAAAUAAGUCUCAUA